UCAUCGUGCCCUUGGCCCCAUGGACCCCACCAGACGGUCCCCGUCCCCCUGCUUGUCACGGCCCCCCAGCCCCAGGACCCCACCCUGUGAGUUGCUUGGUUAUGUGGGCAUUGAGUCCGUGCUGGACCAGCUGAAGAUCAAGGCCAUGAAGAUGGGAUUUGAGUUCAACAUCAUGGUGGUGGGGCAGAGCGGGCUGGGCAAGUCCACAAUGGUGAACACACUCUUCAAGUCCAAGGUGUGGAAGUCAACACCACCGGGCUUGGGGGGGCCUACGCCCCAGACGCUGAAGCUGCAGUCGGUGACCCACGUCAUCGAGGAGAAGGGCGUGAAGCUGAAGCUGACAGUGACCGACACACCAGGCUUCGGGGACCAGAUCAAUAAUGACAAAUGCUGGGACCCCAUCCUGGGCUACAUCAAUGAACAGUAUGAGCGGUAUCUGCAGGAAGAGAUCCUUAUCACCCGCCAGCGCCACAUCCCCGACACCCGGGUGCACUGCUGCGUGUACUUCGUGCCUCCCACUGGGCACUGCCUGCGGCCCCUGGACAUCGAGUUCCUGCAGCGGCUGUGCCGGGCGGUGAACGUGGUGCCCGUGAUUGCCCGGGCCGACAGCCUGACCAUAGAGGAGCGAGAGGCCUUCAGGCGCAGGAUCCAGCACAACCUGAGGACCCAGUGCAUCGACGUGUACCCCCAGAAGUGCUUCGAUGAGGACAUCAAUGACCAGAUCCUUAACAGCAGGAUUCGGGACCGGAUUCCCUUUGCUGUGGUCGGGGCUGACCGAGAACACCUGGUGAAUGGGAGGUGUGUCCUGGGCCGGAAGACCAAGUGGGGCGUCAUUGAAGUGGAGAACAUGGCGCACUGUGAGUUUCCACUCCUGAGAGACCUGCUUAUCCGCUCCCACCUGCAAGACCUGAAGGACAUCACUCACAAUGUGCACUACGAGAACUACCGCAUCUUCCGACUCAACGAGAGCCACGUGCUGCCCCGCGGGCCGGGCUGGGUGAACCUGGCCCCUGUGCCCCCCGGCUCCCAGGUCAUCCCCAAGGCCUCCAAGGUCCCCGGGUGUGUCCAGGAAGACUCAGAGGAGGAAUUCUGA
Molecule: messenger RNA, 1093 nt
Organism: Trichechus manatus latirostris (Florida manatee)
Lineage: Eukaryota; Metazoa; Chordata; Mammalia; Sirenia; Trichechidae
Gene: SEPTIN12
Product: septin 12
Exons: 9
Coding region: 20-1093 (357 amino acids)
Biological process (GO): cytoskeleton-dependent cytokinesis; intracellular protein localization
Cellular component (GO): cell division site; septin complex; septin ring
Molecular function (GO): GTPase activity; molecular adaptor activity; GTP binding
Source: RefSeq, a predicted model, not a curated record